UGCGCUUUCGAUUUUCAUUUACGUGACCGGUUUCUCCUCUCGUCCUCCCCAUUUCCCCUUCCUCGUUCCUUCGUCUCGACUCUUCUUCCUCUAGCCUGAUCGGAACGAGGAAGACUUUGAGGGGUUUUGGCGGGCCGGCGAUCAGGCUCAUCGACCAUGACCGAUGUAUUCCAGGGCUACGAGCGGCAGUACUGCGAGAUCUCGGCCUCCCUCUCCCGGAAAUGCACCGCCGCCGCCUCCCAGGAGGGAGAGAAACUGAAGCAGAAGGCCUCGGAGAUCAAAUCCGGCAUCGAUGGCGCCGAGGCAUUGAUAAGGAAGAUGGAUCUUGAAGCAAGGAACCUCCAGCCGAGCUCGAGGGCCGGGCAACUGGCGAAACUGAGAGAGUACAAGUCGGAUCUUAACAAUCUGAAGGGAACGUUGAAGAGAAUCACUGCUGGUAAUGGCCAACAAGGGGCGAGAGAGGAGUUGCUGGAGUCAGGAACGGCAGAUACGUUGGUGGUAUCUGCUGAUCAAAGGUCAAGAUUGCUCAGGACAACGGAAAGGCAAAAUCAGACAACUGAUAGGAUCAGAGAUAGCCAUAGAACUAUGCUGGAGACAGAAGAGCUUGGAGUCUCCAUCAUGCAUGACUUGCAUCAGCAACGCCAGUCUCUUUUGCAUGCUAAUGAUACGUUGCAUGACGUGGACGAUAACAUUGGCAAGAGCAGAAAGAUCAUGGGGGCUAUGGUGAGAAGAAUGGAUAGGAACAAGUGGGUUAUCGGCUUCCUGAUAGCCCUUCUUGUUUUAGCGAUCCUAGUAGUCCUGUAUUUCAAGUUUGUGCACUGAGUGAUUCCUUGCCAUUACCAUAUGACUGCAUUUUUCUAUGCCAACUGCCUUUACAUUUUAUUUUUGUUUCACAUUUUCCAUGCCAUUUUUUUGUUUGGUUUUGCAGAACCAUUUAAUGUGGCCGUGUUUGUUGUUUUUCCUAUAAAAAAUGUUGAGAUGAUUUGGCAUGUUGUAGAUAAAACAUAUGUUUAUGACGGAUAUACACAAUUCGCGAGCAGUUUGGAUUUUGGAUUUUAAA
Molecule: messenger RNA, 1060 nt
Organism: Hordeum vulgare subsp. vulgare (domesticated barley)
Lineage: Eukaryota; Viridiplantae; Streptophyta; Magnoliopsida; Poales; Poaceae
Product: vesicle transport v-SNARE 11-like
Exons: 5
Coding region: 157-822 (221 amino acids)
Biological process (GO): intracellular protein transport; vesicle-mediated transport; vesicle fusion
Cellular component (GO): Golgi apparatus; ER to Golgi transport vesicle membrane; late endosome membrane
Molecular function (GO): SNAP receptor activity; SNARE binding
Source: RefSeq, a predicted model, not a curated record